Molecule: messenger RNA, 2519 nt
Organism: Trematomus bernacchii (emerald rockcod)
Lineage: Eukaryota; Metazoa; Chordata; Actinopteri; Perciformes; Nototheniidae
Gene: cd99
Product: CD99 molecule
Exons: 13
Coding region: 155-835 (226 amino acids)
Biological process (GO): positive regulation of neutrophil extravasation; homotypic cell-cell adhesion; T cell extravasation
Source: RefSeq, a predicted model, not a curated record
GUUGAGUCAUGACUGUGUAACAGGACACCAGAGCUGCUUUGCUUUUCACUGUGCACAAGAAAGCUGGGUCCACAAAUACCUGCCAGCUGAAGCAGACCGUUUAAAAGUAAACUAAACUAAAUUAAAACUCGAAGGAAGCAACGCUACAGUCACCAUGAGGCUCUGUUUGAGGAUUGUCUCCCUUCUUUUUGUUGUUACUGGGACUUUAACACAAGACGGAUUUGACCUCUCCGAUGCUCUCGGUGACGACGAAGUACCACUUACACCUGCGAAACCCAAAGAGGAACCGAAGGCCCCAGAGGAUCCUAAAAGUGGUGGUGGGCUCGACCUUUUCGAUGCAUUAGCACCAGAUGAGCCCAAACCGACCCCUAAGCCGCCCAAGAAACCGAGCUCAGGAGAUGCUGGUGGUGGCGACGGAUUUGAUCUGGGGGAUGCUCUGGGUCCAGACCCCAACCCCAAACCUGACAAACCUGUAGUGAACCCACCACCCAGCGGAGGAGGUGGAGGAACUUUCGAUAUCAACGACUUAGCUGAUGCUGCUGGUGAUGGCUACAAGCCCGAUGAAAGCCCAGGAGGAGGUGGUGGCUCGAACCCCGGCUACGAAUCUAACGAUGGUGCUGAAGAGCCUCAAGCAGCAGCAGGGUCUGGAAAGAUUGCAGGGAUUGCCAGCGCCAUAGGAGUGGCUCUGUUGGGAGCAGCGACAAGUUACUUCGCCUACCAGAAGAAGAAGCUCUGCUUCAAGAUACAAGGAGGUGUAGAUCCAGAGAGCGCUAAAGGCCAACACGGUAAUCAGUCUGAUCCUCAAGUUUUCAGCAAUCUGCUCAGGACGUCCUAGACACAGCGUCUGAUUUCUACACAAGAAAAGUCAGUGGCCUUCUCUACAAAGCGUACCUUCAACCAACCUCCAAUCAACGGUCAUAUUUCUCUGGGUCUUUCUUAAGCCUUAUUAAACAACCUAAGGAAGCAGUGUGUAGGAUUUAGGGUGCAGAAAUACUAAUAUUCCCAAACAUGUUUUAUAAUCACUAAGAAUGUUUUCAUGAGCUUUCAAUGUGCCCUUCAUAUAGGGAGUCUACAUAUCGCCCCGCAAUGAUUCAACAGCGUUCAUCAAGUUUUUUUGGUCCUUGAAGGCCACCGUAGUUUGCAUGUCACUAAAUCGCACACACCUUUAAAUCUAACUUGAAAAUAAAUAUGGCACUUAUGUUUCAUCACUCUUCCGUUCACUGCUGUCAUCACUAAGAUGAUAAUAGUUUGUGUGUCACUACUGAACACAUGAAAUCAUUGUCCUGUUUUAACAAAUAAGUGUUUCUUUUUGCGGUGUCUACCAAUGUUGUAUUUCCCCACUCCAACAUUUCUUUGUUCUUUUUGUUUUUUGUGAAGCGACCCUUUAAUGUACACCUCAGUCUGCCUAAAUACGGGGGAUUUUCAAAUUGAGCCCCUCCCUCCCGAGUUUAUGUAUUUAGUUUGGUCUCUUUCUGUUUCAAAGUCUUCCGUAAAAAAUGAUUUGGCUUUUUCAAAAUAAUAGUAACUAAGAACAUACGGGCUUUAGUUCUUUGAGUAAGGCUUUUAUUGUGAAAUGUUUAUCACAGAAAGCUUUGGUUUCUUAUUGAUGGUAGCUUAACAGCAUUUUCUUUAGAAUGAAUAAUAUAAUAAUUAUUUCAUUUUGUACAGAUAUUAAUCUACAGCAUGGUACAGGCAUGUUUUACCUUGUAUGACAUUAUCAUCAUGUAACUGGAUGCAAAUCCAGCGGAAGGAGCUUUUAAUAUGAAAUGCUGAUUGUGAUAUGGGUUUCAUUUUAAGAUCUAAUAAAUGUAGACAGUGAUGUGGUAAAUGCUUAAAAUCUUUUGCAUUGCAUAUGUAAAUGUAACAUACAGUAGAAGCUUUUCGUUUGUUGUGUUUGAUUGUCAUUUGAUUCCUUGAAGUUUGACUUUCUUUAUGUCUUAUAUUGACAAAGAAUCUCAUGUAUAAUAUGAAAGGUGCUACAGAGAAUUAGCAUCAUUAGCUCAUGGUUUGCUAUUACAGCCCAUGCUAGCAUCGUUAGCAGCUAGCUACAUCAUUAACAUAACCACUAUAUAAGGUUUAAUGCUCCCAGCUUCACAACAAACCAUGAACAAGACUAAACUUUGAUUUCAGAAAUAAUGUUUUAGGAGUCAAUCGUAGACAGAUGAUUUUUUGCAGGCUGCCUAUCUUAUCAGUUUGACUUCAUGCUGAUGCACUUUUUGUCGCAGUUAUGAUAAUCAGAAUCAGGUUUUAUCCUCAGACUCGCCCAUGAGUCAUGCCUUUAUUGCAAAGUAUCAUAAAUCAGAAUGAUUGCCUGAGGGGAUUGUUGUUAUGAUGCUGAAAUAUGAGAGUGUGAGCUGUAAAUACUGGAGGAUGUGGAUAAAUGAUGCUUUCAGCUUUUACACCAUGAUCUGCUUUAAAGUGUUUUUGGGAGGUUUUUGUCAUGUCAUUUACAAGCUUAGAUCUAAUCCGGGUAUACUAAGUCUGAUAUGUGUGUGAGUUUUUCAAUAAAGUGGUGUUGU